AUGAUUCCAAACUUCAUUAAAGAAUCAAUCAUAUCAAAUCCAGUUAGUAUAUGGAUGGAACAACAUUUAAGAGAUUUAUUUGUUGGAUCUCUAAGAACUGGUCAAUUACCAAAUCAUGUUGCUUUUAUUAUGGAUGGGAAUAGACGUUAUGCUAAAAAUAAUGGGAUAGAAGUUUCUAAAGGUCAUGAAGCUGGUUCAAAAAGUUUAGUUCAUAUAAUUGAUGCAUGUAAUCAAUUACAUAUUAAACAUGUUAGUUGUUAUGCUUUUUCAAUUGAAAAUUUUAAUAGAUCUCCACAAGAAGUUGAUACAUUAUUUGAAAUCUUGGUUGAUAAAUUAAAUUUAUUUUUAGAUAAUGAAAAAGAUUAUAAUAAAUUAGUUCAAAUUAGAAUUAUUGGUAAUAAAUCUUAUAUUCCAAGAGAUACAUUAAUUAAAUUAGAAGAAAUUGAAAGAUUAACUCAAAAAAACAAUGAUUUGAUCUUGAAUGUUAAUUUUUCUUAUACUUCAAGAGAUGAAAUUACUCAUUCAAUAAGUAAAAUUAUUGAUAAAUCUUUAAAUAAUGAAAUUAUAACCAAAAAAAUUGAUAUAAAUGAAUUUCAAAAAAAUUUCUAUUAUCCAGAAGAUACACCACCAGUUGAUUUAUUAAUUAGAACAAGUGGUCAUACAAGAUUAAGUGAUUAUUUAAUUUGGCAAGUUAAUGAUGAUCAAAUUUCAACAAUUGAAUUUAUAAAUGUUUAUUGGCCAGAUUUUAAAAUUUUACAAUUUUAUUAUUUAUUAUUAAAAUGGUCAUAUAAUAAAUCAUGGAAACAAACAAGGGAAGAAUGGUCAAAUAUUUCAAUAUUUGGUAAUAAUACAUUAAAUGAAUCUGGUAUAAAUUUAAAAGAUUUACCUAAUCCACCACCAUUAGUUUCAAUAUUAGGGAAAAAAUAA
Molecule: messenger RNA, 927 nt
Organism: Hansenula ciferrii
Lineage: Eukaryota; Fungi; Ascomycota; Saccharomycetes; Phaffomycetales; Wickerhamomycetaceae
Product: undecaprenyl diphosphate synthase family protein
Exons: 1
Coding region: 1-927 (308 amino acids)
Cellular component (GO): endoplasmic reticulum; dehydrodolichyl diphosphate synthase complex; membrane
Molecular function (GO): ditrans,polycis-polyprenyl diphosphate synthase [(2E,6E)-farnesyl diphosphate specific] activity
Source: RefSeq, a predicted model, not a curated record